UUAAAGAUGUUAUAGACAAGAUUGUUUUAGAAAAUGUUGAAAAGAACAUUUUGGGUAAAAAACAAAAAACAGAUUUUGAUAUCCUUGUCAGUGGAGGAGCUCCAGGAAUAGGUAAAACACGAUUUGGCCAAGAACUUUUUUUUCAACUCAAAGAUAACUGGACUCCACCUACUUUGUCAACAAAAAAUAUUCAACCUCAUUUUCAAUAUAUUUGCUUAGAUUUUGGGAAUGGAUGUCCACUUGAUAAUACUGACUAUGGACUUUCUUCAUCAAUCAUGCCAUACAUCAAAUACUUCAACAUUGGUGCUGUGUUUCAGAGCAUUGCUGAACAUUUAGAAUUGAAAGAGAAUCAGGAACUUUUUGUUUUUCUUCAUAUUGAUGAAUUUCAAUUGAUUGAUAAAUGGGAGAAAAAAUAUAUGUCAACUUUUAAUAAAGAUUUCUUUAAAGAUAUGUUCAAUGAACUUGCAACAUUUAUGAUGAAUAGACUAGAAGCAUUUGUUCAAACAUUCAUUUCAGGAACAGCUCCACAAGUUGUCAUUUCAGCUAAGGAGCCAUCUAGAGUUUCAUUUCAUUUUGUUGAAUGUCCAUUGUUAUCAAUGACAUCUAUGAUUAAGAUUGUAGAUCAAUUUGCAGAGUCAUGUAAUGCAGAAAAAUUUGAAUGUGGUGAAUAUAAAUGGAAGCUAUGUAGACCAUUUCUUUAUCAUUUGGAGGACACAGGAGGAUUGCCUCAUGCAUUACAGUAUCUUUUAGAAAUAUGUUUCAAAGAACUCAAUAACAACAUGUAUGAUUUUUUUACAAGUUUUGAUAAUCAAUAUGAAUUUAGCCCAAGAGCUUCUAAAACUUUAGGAAUUGUUGUAAAGCUGAAGGAACUUUCUGUAAUACAAGCCCAUGGUCAAUUUCCAUGUGAAAACUUGGUGGACAAAAAUCAUAAACACAUUGAUUGGAUGAAAGGAAAUCAUUUGAUUAUAAAUGGCACAUCAGCAAAAUUUGCAGAUUCAUUUGUUGUUAGAGACAUCCUUGGCUGCAACAAACAUCUCUUAGAAGCAUUUCAAAACAAACUAUCAAUUAAUGCACAACAAUGUACAAUUAAAGAUUUCCAUAAGGAAAUAAACAAAAAUCUUGAGAGUCUUUAUAAUUCAGAUGGACUUUUUGCUGACUAUCAUAUUGUAACAAUUCUUUUUACUACACAACCAUUUGAUGGUGAUGUUGCAGAUCUUGAUGAAGAUUUUUUACUUAUUUCAAAAGAAAACUUUGCAGCAUAUUUUGGUCCAGUCUUUUCAACACGUGCCAUGCUUUCUAUUACUAAUGACAUUAAUCCUAACUUCUCUGGUUGGGAUAUGAUUAAAAAUAAUAUCCCUGGUGCUGGUGACCUUACUACAACCAAUAUUGUUUCAAAGAGGCCUUAUAAGAGUGAAGAGGAUCUGUUCAACAAACAUCCAAGAAUCAAGAAUGCUAUGGAUCAAUUUCCAUCUGCAAAGAGACCUAAAUUAAGCUUUUAUCCAUUUAACCUUGAAUAA
Molecule: messenger RNA, 1517 nt
Organism: Entrophospora sp. SA101
Lineage: Eukaryota; Fungi; Glomeromycota; Glomeromycetes; Entrophosporales; Entrophosporaceae
Source: the annotation of a GenBank genome assembly